Molecule: messenger RNA, 447 nt
Organism: Juglans regia (Persian walnut)
Lineage: Eukaryota; Viridiplantae; Streptophyta; Magnoliopsida; Fagales; Juglandaceae
Product: pectinesterase inhibitor 10-like
Exons: 1
Coding region: 1-447 (148 amino acids)
Source: RefSeq, a predicted model, not a curated record
AUGCUUUCAAAUGCUUGGAUCUCCAUACGAGUAGGUUGUAUCUCUCUCGUCACGUCACUUUUCGGUGAAAAUCUUCUUCCCUUCACAAAUGCAACACCUAUUGCUCAUGUGGCUGCUCCUACACCCUGUUCUGCAGGUCCACCACCUCCUUCUGUUCCUCCGAUUCACAUUGUUCCCUCAAAUGACCCUCCUAUCACACCUUCUGCACCUGAUGCUCAUGCGGUCUUGACUCCGUCCUCUGCUCCAAGUAUGUCUUCUUCUUCCACUGCUAGUAACUCAUCUUGCUAUGAGUCCCCACUGCCCAUAGCACUAGCACCCUCUCUUCGCACUCAUCCCACUGUUACUCGAGCUCAGAACAAUAUUUUUUGCCCUAAGCAACUCUCGAUUACUACCAAGCACCCUCUCACACCAACCUUAGAGCCAACUUGUGUCUCUCAGGCUCUCUAG